AUGAACCCAGACGCUGCUACCGCUCUCUCCUCCGCGCGUGGCGACCAAGCGAUGUUGUUCAGAGAUGUUUCACACGGCCCACGCGAAGCUGACUUGAUGUUUCGUUUGAUUCACUUCUGGGAAGCUCGCAAUCUAAACACGAAAACCUUGAUUGGACAAGAGAUGCUCCUUAUCGACCAAGAGGGUACCGUUAUUCAGGGUUUUGUCCCAGCCGGACGUGUUGGGACAUUUGAUCUGGUAGCUGGUUCUGUGUAUAACCUGAGCAAUUUUUUCGGAUCCAGAAGCAAAGAUCAGUAUCGGGUUGCUGAUCAUGUCGCCACCGUAUCAUUUUCUUGGAAUACUUCUUUGGCUGUGGUUGAGAACCCUCCGGUUUUGAUUCCCGACGAUAGGUUCAGGUUCCACAACUAUGAGGAGUUUAAGGCCAAUUGCAACUCGAGGGGUGAUCUUUAUGAUUACGUUGGCCACAUGAAUCUGGUGAAUGGGCAGACUAUCACGGACCAUAUGAUUCUUGACGAAGUUGAUAUAGCAGAGAAGCGGCAUUUAUGUGUUCAUGUUCAGACACAUGACGGACCGGUGAUGAAGCUUUAUCUGUGGGACAAGGCUGCAGCCGAUUUAUGCCAGAAAUUCAAGUCGUAUGGAAACACCCCAAGCGUUCUUUUGGUCACCAUUGUGAACCCUAAACACCUUGGAGGCACCCUUGAUCUCACUUCUUUGUCAUCGUCUCGGGUGUUUAUGGAUGCUGAUGUUCAGCCUACUAGAGAUUAUCUUGAAUGGCAGACAGAUAUGUUGAAUUCCAACUCUGAUAUUGCUAAUAGGAUUGCAGAUGAAGUAGUUACUAAGCCUGAGUUAGUGACUCUUGAAGAGCUAUUCUCUUACAUCAAGCAAGACUCUUCUAAGGUUGCUUGGUUUGAGUGCAUGGAGACUAUAGAUGAUGUUGUCCAGGGUUCUGCAUGGUAUUUCAUCUCCUGCGGUGGAUGUAAUAGCAAGGCGGUCAAAGGGCCUACUUCUUUGAUUUGCAACAACAAGAAGUGCGUGAAGACUGAAGUCACAGGCGUACCUCAGUACCUCACGAGGAUAUCUGUGUAUGAUAAGACUGAGCAAGCAGUUUUUGUCAUUCUUGGUGAUGCUGGCAAGGAGCUGACUGGUAAACAUGCGUCAGAGUUGGUUGCUAAUUACUUUGAGGCUAAUGAUGGAGUAGGAGCUGAUCACUGCGUGCCUGUUCCGCAAGCUUUACUUGAUACAAUAGGGCAGACACGCAAGUUUAUUGUGAAGGUCUCGGAUCAUAAUCUGACUGGCAAGACUCAGACCAUAACCGUCACCAAGAUACUCCCACCAGAAGCCCCACUGCGGUCGACUGUAGGUGUUGGGUCUGGUUCUUCAGGAAGCUCUGGAGAUACUGCAGGUGAUAAGGCUAGAAAAGCCGCUGAGAUCCUUGAGGCAGAUGAAGCAAAACGUCCCAAGAGUGGCUAA
Messenger RNA from Brassica oleracea var. oleracea, 1470 nucleotides. RefSeq lists its product as uncharacterized. Bases 1 to 1470 code for a protein of 489 amino acids. Gene Ontology annotation, biological process: DNA replication; telomere maintenance via telomerase; double-strand break repair via homologous recombination. The record is from RefSeq and is a predicted model, not a curated record. NCBI's taxonomy places the organism in Eukaryota, Viridiplantae, Streptophyta, Magnoliopsida, Brassicales, Brassicaceae. Gene Ontology annotation, molecular function: single-stranded telomeric DNA binding; damaged DNA binding. The transcript has 9 exons. Gene Ontology annotation, cellular component: DNA replication factor A complex; nucleus.